This is a messenger RNA of Mitosporidium daphniae, 357 nucleotides long. RefSeq lists its product as uncharacterized. The transcript has 2 exons. Bases 1 to 357 code for a protein of 118 amino acids. NCBI's taxonomy places the organism in Eukaryota, Fungi, Microsporidia. The record is from RefSeq and is a predicted model, not a curated record.
AUGCUAAAGUUGCCACCGCUGGUGGAGGAAUCUAUUUGGGACUGUCCGCUCACACCAAACGCACUUGAAUGGACAAAAUCCAACGAACUUGUGGAUUUGGGGUCCAAAUGGCCUCCAUCCGCAGUGGAUCCCGGAUUUUGCCACAGCAACUACUGGACCAUAUGGGCGUCCGAGGCUAUAACACCUACAUCAAACAAUCGAAAGUGGCUAACGAGUGUCGCAUCACCGACCCUCUCUACAGGUCCAUCAGCGAUUGCUGCAGUGUUGACCACAGGUGAAUGCUUUAUUUACGCUCUCAAGCCUGGCUCGGCUAUAACGCAGAACUACACUCAGGUUUUUACCUAUCCUGAUAAUUAG